AUGAAAAUUCAAAUCCAUCAAUUCCCCGGGGUGAUGACAAGUCUAUCAAAGCUUUAUGAGUUACAUUGCACCUCAAAUAUCGAUCCAAUGAUCUUUUACGGGUUGGCUCAAAUCUGUAGAUUCAUAGAAAAGUUUAACAUAACCUUAUCAGGUGAUAAUCCUGGACUUGCCAUCUUGAUCGAAAAACAACAGAGAAUAAAAUACCUUCAACUUAAUUUACAGUAUGAAAAUGAUUUUUAUAAGGAAAGUGGUGAAUUCGAAAGGUAUGCUAGAAAUGAUAACAAUAAACAUAAAUAUGAAAGGUUGGAUGUUCACAUCCUCCUUACUAAUGCUCAGGAUCUCUUUGAAUUCGAAAAAUUGUUAAUCAAUUGUCAAAACUUGGAGAGAAUUAUCAUAGAUCCCUAUUUUGAAGAUAAUAAUAAGAUCGAUAGUAAUCAAUUAUUGGACAUAUUAAUUAAUUCGUCCCCCAUUAGCUUAUAUAAAAUUCAUAUCGGGAAUAGUUUAGAAUUUACCAUAGAUGCCUUGGAUUUAUUUUUUAAAAAAUGGCAAGGGAGAAAGCCUUUAUGGUUAUCUCCCGUUAAAUUGGUCGGUGAAUAUAUUAAUUGGGAUGAUAUUGAGAACAUCAAUGAUGAUGAAAUAAAUAUUUGUAAUGACAGCAUGAUUCCAAUAUUACCAAUCUCUGCAAAAGAAUUUGCAAGAUUUAUGAGUAGAUUUAAUCUAAAAUAUAAAGAAAGAUUAGGAGUCGCUGUGUCAGGAGGGGUGGAUAGCAUGGCAUUAUGUUACUUAUUAAACCAAUAUUGUAAAAAAUCGGAACAUCAAAUUACGGCAUUUAUCAUAGAUCAUCAAUUAAGAAGAGAGAGUACAAAUGAGGCAUUUCAAGUUUCUAAUGCUUUAUCACAGUUGGAAAUCGAUAAUAAAAUAAUGAGAAUUCAAUGGAAAGAGCAUGAUACAUCAAAUCUUAAUGAUUUCGUUUCUCCAUUUCCAACCAAAUCUCAAUAUGAAACAUUUGCUAGGAUUGAGAGGUAUAAAUUAUUAGCAAAAGGUUGUCAUGAGAAUAAGAUUUCUUCAUUGUUUGUAGGACAUCACUUAAAUGAUCAAUUAGAAACUUUAAUCAUGAGAUUAUCAAGAGGAAGCGGAAUUGAUGGACUAGCUUCAAUUUCGAUGAUUGAUAAAUUUCCUGUUAUAAGAAACGUUGAAGCCAUUGAAUUGCAAAUUAUUAGACCUUUAUUAUCUGUUACCAAGGAUAGAUUAAUAAAAACUUGUGUUGAAGCAAAUAUACCAUGGAUUGAGGAUCCUUCAAAUCAAUCAACAGAUCAUAAAAGAAAUAUUGUAAGAUUUUCAUUAAAUAAAUUAAAUAAAAGAUAUCUUGUUGAAGGAUUGAGAGAAUAUGAACCUUUGUCUACAGGAGGAUUGUUAAGGUUCAUGAAUCACAUGAAAGAUCACAAGAAUUAUAUAAAUUCCCAAGUGAACAAAAUCAUAAGGAAUAAAGAAUAUUCAAAAAUUAAUUUUGAUAAUAAUAAUGGAAUUUGUUCACUAUCUUUACCAAAUCCAAUUCCUUCUUCUCAUUGGAUUUUAAAAAAACAUUUAGCUACAAGGAUAAUAAGCAGAAUAAUAAGAUUUGUUAAAUGUUCAGAACAACCUUUAAGAUUAGAAUCUAUACUAAAAUUUUAUAAUCAUAUUUUAUCAUCAUCAUCUUCAUUACAUGAUAUGAAUUUGAAUUACAAUAUCACAUUAAAUAAGAUUUUAUUGUAUUGUAAAAAAGUUCCUGUUCAUAUUAAAAUCUUUGAAAAUGGUUUUUAUAAUCAUUGGAUAUUUUGUAGACAACCAUUCACAUCCUUAGAAGAAAAAAAAAAUAUUAUAAAUAUUCAACAUGAUCAAGUUAUAUUAUGGGAUAAUAGAUUUUUUAUAGGAAUAAAUAUCAAAAAUAAUCAAACCGAUUUAUUCAAAAAUCAAAUACAACAGAAAAUAAUUUCUUUAUCACCACAAUAUUAUAUAAGAAGAUUACAUAGUAAAGAUAUUUAUAAUAUAUUUGAGAAAAAGAAAAAUAAUCACAAAAAUAUAAAUAUUAUAUAUAAAAAUAUAAUUGAAGAAUAUAAAAAAAAUGUACCUUAUAUUGCUAGACAUAAUAUUCCUGUAAUUAUAAAAAAGUGGCAUUGGAUUUCUUUAGAUGGUAAUUUACAUGAAAAUGAAAAAAUUAUUAACAUUCCAACUUUGAAAAUAUCAUUGAAUCAAGAAAAUAUUUAUUGUUGGGUUAAAUUUCGAGGAAAUAUUUUUAUUGAUACAAAUGAUAAAAAAAUAAGUUAA
This is a messenger RNA of Funneliformis caledonium, 2304 nucleotides long. The record is from the annotation of a GenBank genome assembly. NCBI's taxonomy places the organism in Eukaryota, Fungi, Glomeromycota, Glomeromycetes, Glomerales, Glomeraceae.